AUGCCAAGAGAAGAGGCUACAACGUACUACCACAAGAUGAAGUCGGAGUCGACACUAGAGCUUACCUCUCUUCGACUCUUCGAUUCAACAGAAACCCAUUCCACAAAUGGAAUUAUAGGAACACCUGGAUACAUGCCACCAGAAUACAUCAAUAGAUUCCAAAUCACACCAAAGUUUGAUGUAUUCAGUUUGGAUGUUACAAUCAUAAAAAUAAUGGCAGGACAUGAGGGCUACUCCAAAUUUGCGGAUAUGUCUUCCCAAGAAUUUACUCAACUUGUACAUGAAAACUGGGAAAAAGCGUUGCAGACAACUGUGUUGUCGGAUACAUCACAUGGAGUUAAGAAAUGCAUUGAAAUAGCAUUAAGAUGCGUGGAGGCUGACCGAGUGAAAAGGCCUACUAUAGCCGAGGUUGUGGAUGAAUUGAGUAAGAUUGAUACUACCAUUAUCGAUGAACUAAAUAAGAUUGAUACGGCCAGAAAUUCACCAACAGAGCAGGUCACCAACCUACGAAGCAAUCAGGCCUUCAACUCAUGUGUGAACUCAGGAAUGUUAGGUGGUGGUAAAGAUGGGAGUAUGAUUCGAGCCUCUUCGGAUUCGGUGCUUCUAACUGCGAAUAUGAUCUUGCCAGCAGCCAGUGUUAAGCUCUUCAGUUAUGAUAAUCCCAGGUUGGCCACAAGGAAGUUCCAUUCUAACUGUGUGAUUGGUGAAGGAGUGCUUGGAACUGUAUAUCAAGGAUGGAUCGAUGAGAACACAUUGUCAUCUUGCAAAUCUUGCACCGGUAUACCUGUCGCAGUGAAACGAUUAGACCACAAUGGUAUACAAGGGCACCGAGAGUGGUUGGCAGAAGUCAAUUACCUUGGUCAUCUUUCCCAUCCCAACCUUGUGAAGCUAUUUGGGUACUGCUUAGAGGAUGAGCACCGGCUACUAGUGUACGAGUUCCUACCACGUGGAAGCUUGGAAAGUCAUCUUUUUAAGAGAGGCUCAGGUCAACCUCUUGCAUGGAACCUGAGAAUGAAAGUUGCACUUGGAGCUGCGAAAGCACUAGCUUACCUUCACAGUGCAAAUAUUAUUAUUAGAGAUGUUAAGAGUUCCAAUAUUCUCCUUGACAGCGACUAUACUGCAAAGCUCACUGGUUUUGGAUUGGCAACUAAUGGUCCUGUUGGUGAGGAGACUCAUGUAUCCACAGGGGUUAUGGGAACAUAUGGUUAUGCUGCCCCGGAAUACAUUGCAACAGGCAGACUUACACAGAAGUGUGACAUCUAUGGCUUUGGAGUAUUGCUUCUGGAGUUGUUGUCAGGUCGUCGUGUCAUCGACAAGACCCGGCCAGAGGGGGAGCAACAUCUUGUGGACUGGGCCAGACCAUAUCUCAAACAUAAGCACAAGAUACGUUGCGUCAUAGAUGCCAGUCUAGGUGGUCUGUACUCGUUCAGUGCGGCACAGAACAUCGCUGCCCUUGCCCUUGAGUGCCUGUGCACGAGCUCUAAGAAGAGGCCGACCAUGGACUCGGUGGUCUCUGUCCUAGAAGGCGUCCAGGAAGACGAGGAACCAGAAGCAGAGAAGCACCAAGAAUCAGGCAAAAGGGUGACUGCGAGUGCAAGCAGGAACAAGGGCAAAUCUCGCUGGAAUAUCUUUGGAGGGGGGCGGUCGUGAUCCAAAGCCAUUCCUCCGAAGCCGGAACAGGUUUUAUCUGAGUUUGUAGAUUGCAAGCGAAUCACAAGGAUUCCACGCACGCAGAUGCAAGGAUCUAAAUUAAGAAGCCAUCCACAGGGUAUUAUCAACACUGGACACCGUCUCGAAGGUGUAAUGCUGACGGUUAAAGCGCCUCAAAAUUCAGAAUUAGGCAGGAUUUUACCCGCGAGAAGCAAGAUGGCUUGCUACAAACACUGAUCAGAAGACGACGACACCAGUUUCGAUUUUAGCUGACGAAAUUGAAGUGGCAGGUUUCAUUUCUUGGGCAUCUUCGCCCACCAUCCCUGUCUUCGUCGUCGUCUCUAAUACAACCACACGCAAGAGCUUCCUGCGGGCUCGCAGAAAACAUGCUUGAACUGCAUUUUCUGAAUUUCAUGAUAGCAACGAAAUGGAUAUUUCCGAUGGAAUUGUUAAUAACGGGUCCGACACGUCUCCUUGGCGAUCUGGAGGGCGACUCCGUUGCGCAGCGGUGGCCGGCGUGGUUCGCCGCAGAUUUUCGGGCGGUGAGGCCAUCCCGGCUCCAUCACGGCCAGAUCGUGCUGGGCGUCCACGCGGAGACGGUGCAUCUCGUUGAUGAGCGGGGGUACACGGUCGACACGCGGUCCAGGGGAGAGACGGUUCUCGCGCCUGGUGCUGUGGUUGCGUUUCCUUGUCACGUUGCGCACAUCGAGGGGGCGACCCAGAGCGGGGGCGGCGCCUCAGGAGCCGGCGGGGAAGGAAUUGCGGCCGGUGGAAGGGGAAUCGCGGCUGGGGAGGGAUUAAAUCCGGGCGAGGUGGGUGAGCCCACACCAAAUCUCUCACCUACCGCGCUCCUCUCUCUGCUCGCCAUCGACCGCGGCAACCAUGGUGGAGAUCAGCGAGGAGAAGCUGGUGAGGUUCGCAGGCAGAGAUGCGUGCCUGCUUGCUCGGCUGCGAGAGAUCGGAUCGUUGUACACAAGCAAGCGGGAGAUGUAUGCGGAGGCGGAGGCGAUUUUUGAGGGGCUGACGGCAACGGAGGAGGAGUCCCUCUUCAGGCGCGGGAGGCGCAAGCAUCCACUCCAGGUGCUGAUGUGGGCGAUGGAUCAGGCGGAUUCGCCGGUGAGGGCGGUGGCGCGGAAGUGGGUGGCCUUCACCGCCUUCAAGACGGCACGCCUCGCCCCGGCCAUGCGGGCAACGGCGCUCAGAUCUCGCGAGGGGGUGCUGGCGCUCCCUGCUCCAGGCUCGGUCAUGGCGCCGAUUGUGAUCCAGGAAGACCCCGUGGAGCAGCCGCCGCAGGAGGUGGUGCAGACGUCGCGCCGCUCCGCUCGUCUGGCUCCAGCUUCAUCUACUCCGACUCCUCGCCAUUCGGCAUGCCUCGCCGGAAUUAAUGCCGGAAUCGAUGCCUGAAGGCUUCGCUAGCCAGCAACCGCUUCUGGAGGAUGGCUAGUGAAGAUUCAGGUAGCGAUUCUGACGUGAUUGAUGUUGACUCAGAAAACCCCCGCAAGAAGUGAUAUGAUGGAAGCAGGAGUGAAGCGAGUAGGUGAAGUUGCUGAAGAGGUAUUCAAAGCAAUACAUGGGUGGCGUCUGGAGACUAGAAGAAUUAUGGGAUGACCAAAAAGCUUCAAGUUUCCUCGGAUCUAUGUUGCUGCGAUGGAUGCUGGGAGGCAGCAUUUCCUGCGUUUUGCUUCACUCUGCUCUUUUGUAUCUUGUUUUGCUCUCCAUGUAGAGGGGACUGCUUGUAGUUUGUCUACUCAAGACUGUUUGAUACUAUGUGGUUUCUUAAACUUUGUAAUGCUGGGGCUGGGACUUGCUUCAGAGCCCAGGCCUUUAUUCUCUCUAUGCGACACUGCCUUUGGGGGCUUUAGGUGGGGGAGGGAUGGCUCCCCCUCCUCUCCAUUGGUUUAGUGCGA
Triticum aestivum (bread wheat) is the source of this 3557-nucleotide messenger RNA. Its product is annotated as receptor-like cytoplasmic kinase 176. Lineage: Eukaryota; Viridiplantae; Streptophyta; Magnoliopsida; Poales; Poaceae. Gene Ontology annotation, biological process: protein phosphorylation. The transcript is spliced from 11 exons. Gene Ontology annotation, molecular function: protein kinase activity; ATP binding. Bases 1 to 1650 code for a protein of 549 amino acids. The record is from RefSeq and is a predicted model, not a curated record.